This is a messenger RNA of Theileria parva strain Muguga, 804 nucleotides long. It is a transcript of the gene Alg14, whose product is annotated as Oligosaccharide biosynthesis protein Alg14 like family protein. Gene Ontology annotation, biological process: dolichol-linked oligosaccharide biosynthetic process. NCBI's taxonomy places the organism in Eukaryota, Apicomplexa, Aconoidasida, Piroplasmida, Theileriidae. The transcript is spliced from 5 exons. Bases 53 to 745 code for a protein of 230 amino acids. The record is from RefSeq and is a predicted model, not a curated record.
UUUAAUAGUAACCAGUCUGGAUUCUAUACACACAGUAAAGAGUAGAAUCAUUAUGAUUUAUUUCCUUUUUACAAUUUUGUUUUUAAUUCCUAAUUUUUUAAUUUUAGUGUUUUUGUACAGGAGGUAUGGAAGGUAUGCCAGAGUAAGAAAGAAGGAAAAAUCCAAGCAUAAAAUAAUAAUGGUACUAGGCCCGGGAGGUCAUACUCGCGAAAUGGUUGAGAUUUUCUCCUUGUUAGAUCAUGAAAAAUAUGAUUUUGAAUUUGUUCACUCAAAAUACGAUCGCAUUUCUCCAAAAGUGUUUUUAAAUUUUUUUGUUAGUAUUCUAAAUAGAGGAUCCGAAGAUGUUGAUGCAACAUUAGAUGAAGAAACUGUUAAAAGAAGGUUUUUUCACUCAAUUACAUUCCCAUCAAAUAAGAGUUUACUUCGCCUGUUUUUCGCCAUAUUUUUCUUACCUUGUACUCUCAAAUCAAUUGCGAUUUUAUACAAAGUUAAUCCGGACAUUGUAAUUACAAACGGACCAGCCUUAUCUGUGCCAUUUUGUUUAUCAGUAAAACUGUUGAAUGUAUUAUUAUUUAGAAAUUCGAAAGUAGUAUACGUUGAAAGCCUGACCAGAGUGAAGACAAUCUCAGACAGUGGUCGGGUGUUGUAUAAUUUUGUUGAUGGAUUUUUAGUAUUAUGGCCAUUCUUAAAGUCAAAGUACAAAAAAUUUAAUUACAUCGGAACUAUCGAGAAGCUAACUUCUUGAUUUUUUUAAGUUUCGUUUCGUAUUUCUUUUUAAGAUUUUUUAACUCUUUCUUACAGUCC